Cajanus cajan (pigeon pea) is the source of this 2739-nucleotide messenger RNA. RefSeq lists its product as uncharacterized. The record is from RefSeq and is a predicted model, not a curated record. NCBI's taxonomy places the organism in Eukaryota, Viridiplantae, Streptophyta, Magnoliopsida, Fabales, Fabaceae. Gene Ontology annotation, molecular function: protein binding.
UAUAUAUAAAAGCCAAUGCCAAAGCCAAAGCGCGAGAGAGAGAAGUUGAAAAGGUUUGUGUGCGUCGCGAAAAGGUUCCGUUUGUUUCAUCGAACAAAUUCUCGCCGCAAGGGAUACGAAUCGCGAGAGGGAUUUUCGCACAGGGCGAGAGGAAUGGGGAGCGAAAGCAGGAACAGGAAUGGCGACGCCGAGAAACACGUUGCAGCGGAGAACGGUGUGCCGGCGACGGCGGCGAAGGUGGUGCGGAGCGUGAAGGAGAUCGUGAACUGUGCGGAGGAGGAGAUCUACGCUGCGCUCAAGGAAUGUGACAUGGACGUUAACCGCGCUGUGGAGAAGCUUCUGGCUCAAGAUACGUUUCAUGAGGUGAGAAGUAAACGUGACAGGAGAAAAGAGGGGGCAUCCAAUUCAAAGACUAAGGGUAAUAAUGUAGGGUCGAUUCGUGGAGUCAAAAGUGGCACUAGCAGUGAUAGCAGAGUUGUGCAAAGUGGAUUAACAUAUGAGACUUAUAAUGAGCAUGAAAAAGCCAUUGACAAGGGGGAAGGUGGGUCAGUAUAUCCUUCAGUUAUGCCUCCCACAACUCAUGUUGAGCGGAAAAAUACAAAAAGUGAUUCUUUUAGUACUAAUAAUGGAAGACAGUCAUUAAUAACAAGUCAUCCUGUAUCGGAUUCUGUCCAAGCCUCUUCAGGACCUCGACCCUCAAUGACAGGAGUAAGUAAAGGACGUCUUUCAAUGGCAGACAUUGUAAGAAUGGGUAGAACAUCAUCACAAGAUACUGUUUCACAUGACCUCUGUAAUUCCUCAGGAGUUUCUGCAUGUGAAAAUUCAGAGUCAAGCUUAGGUCUUCCCUUUCAAAAUCAUUCUGAGCAACAAAUUUUUCAUGAUGAGUGGCCCAUAAUUGAACAACCAAUUGCUAGAAACUCACAGGCACUAAAAAUGUCUGCAUCUUCUAAUGCUAACGGGCCAUUUGAGAGCAUGAACGUAACUGCAACUUGUUUACACAAGAACUGUGAAUUAGAUGCUGCCCCAGUUUCAUGGGGGGAUGUGUCUGGUGAUGAUGCUGUUUCUGCUUCUAUAUCCAGUAAACAUUCUAUUUUGAGCAGCAACACUGGGCUACAAUCUCAUUCCUACUCUAACUUAGGAAAUACCCUUUCCUCUGAUCUUUUUAGUUCUCAUGGGCAUCAUGAAGAUGUGUCAUCAGCUGCUACAAUUUUUCAGAAGCUAAGUAUAGGAGAAUCCAAACAGAAAGUGCCAACAUUUGAAGAUGACCCUGAAGUGAUUAUUCCAACUCAUUUGCAAGCCUUGGGUGCUGAAUGUUCUCAUUUGAGUUUUGGUACAUAUAAUGGCAGCAGUAGUUCUGCAUCUUCUGUGAUUCUUACUUCUAAUCAUAUUUCUAAAAGUGGCAUGGAAGAGAAGUCUGCAGCUGUAGAUAAUUCUUCGACUCAGUUCCAGGAUGCAAGUUCUGUGUACCACGGUGAUAAGCAGCUUGGAUUUGAUGUUCUUAGAGGAGCAGGAGGUGAUAAAAACAAUGAUUUCCUUCCAUCUCCUAAGCAAUGGCAUGUAAAUCAUAUUGUUCCGGAGGAAACUUUUGAGCAUGAACGCAACUUCACAGCAUCUGUAUCAGAUCCUAGUUUGCAAAAUUCACACUGGGUGAAUACUUCACUGCCUUUCAGGCAGCCAGACUUGCAGAGUGGAAACCAAUUUAUUUUUCCAAAAGAACUGUAUGCUGACUCAAAUUCAAUACCCGAUGAUGUGUUGGCAUUCCUCAUGACACAAUCACAACCUGCAAGACACAGUAAUACAGUAUCAUCUAUAAGCAAUCCUGCCAUCUCCAUGUCCCAGGUCAUGGAGCCAGGUGCCUUUACUCUACCUAAGAGAUCUGCAGUUUCCCUUUCCCAGGGUCCUACAGUGCAUUCCACGACACACUUUCAUCAAUUGCCUGACACCAACAGAUAUCUUCCCCUGCCCCAGAAUAAGCCAUACAUUACAUCCAUUGAUUCUCAGCAAGCAUUUUCAGGCCAUACUGCAUACAAUCAAUCUCCAGCAGACAUGAACUACAACCUUUCGCAAAAUAGAAAUGAAUUCCUUACAAGUAGAUUGCCUCAUGCUACUGCCAGAGAUGCAUUUGGUUAUGGAAAUCUUGGCUCUUCCAUUUAUAGUCCUGGAAGCUUUCUGUCCAAUCCAUCUCUUGGUCGUAUGAUGCCUUCAAGUAACUUGAAUGAAGUUUUACCUUCUCAGUAUAAUGGUGGACAUAACGGAAGCUCUAUUCAACAGCAGCAUGGUGGUAGUUUUUCUCAUUGGGAUUAUGAGGCCGAGUCGAGGUCGUCGUUUAUCCCAGAGAGAACCCAAUAUAACUUCCUAGGGCAGCAGCCAAAUCAGGGUUCCCUGCCACAAUAUGCUAGUCCAGGAUAUUCCAAUCUUUAUCAUUCCCAGACACGGGUUUUGGAACAAGCUCAGCAGCCAGGUGGUUUUCAAGAUUUGUCCUCGGAGCAGUUGCAUCAAUUUUGGAAGCACAGCCACUAACAGUAUAGUAUACAUUCUGCUUGUUUUUUGUCCCUCUUUUUAUACUAGCAACUAUCGUAGUAGUAGCAGGUUUAGGUGAAUUGGGAUGUCAUUUUCGUUUAGAUGCUUGAGCGUUAAUUCAAUUGUACAUGCUUUUUGAGAACGUGACUUUGUCCUAUUUACUGGGGCAUUGUUUUGUUAGAGUUAUUUUAUUGUAACAUCGCAUUGGGGCAAGAUGAA